This is a messenger RNA of Carassius carassius (crucian carp), 2331 nucleotides long. RefSeq names its product ubiquitin thioesterase ZRANB1-like. Gene Ontology annotation, cellular component: cytoplasm; nucleus. Gene Ontology annotation, molecular function: K63-linked polyubiquitin modification-dependent protein binding; cysteine-type deubiquitinase activity. The record is from RefSeq and is a predicted model, not a curated record. The transcript has 9 exons. Bases 54 to 2126 code for a protein of 690 amino acids. NCBI's taxonomy places the organism in Eukaryota, Metazoa, Chordata, Actinopteri, Cypriniformes, Cyprinidae. Gene Ontology annotation, biological process: protein K33-linked deubiquitination; cell migration; protein deubiquitination involved in ubiquitin-dependent protein catabolic process.
GAGUGAUUUAGUGAGUUGGAGUGAGUAAGAGAGAGUGUGUGAGCUGAUCCGUCAUGACAGAGCUGUGUGUGAAGUGGUCGUGUGAGUACUGCACGUAUGAAAACUGGCCGUCUGCUGUGAAGUGCACCAUGUGCCGGGCGCAGCGUCCCAGUGGAACCAUCAUAACAGAGGAACUGUCCCCGAGCGGCGCCGGACACCAGUGUGACCCCGAGGGUAACGACAGCCUGCUCAUCUGCCCUGACUCCAGCGCCCGGCCCCGUGUCCGCCCGACCCAGUCCUCCGAGCACAGCGGCAAAUGGUCGUGUCAGGUGUGCACUUACCUGAACUGGCCCAGAGCGAUCCGCUGCACCCAGUGCCGCAGUGUCCGGCAGCGUGUGUGUAGCCCCACAGAAACCCCCCAGACGUCCAGGAGCAGACGGGGCCCCGCGGCCGGCCCUCCAGUGGAUCCAUGUGAGGAGUACAACGACCGGAACCGACUCAACACACGAGCACAGUGCUGGACCUGCUCGUCCUGCUCCUACGAGAACUGGCCCAAAUCCCCUCGCUGCGUGGUGUGUGACCACCCCAGACCCAACGAGCCUGACGAGCCCUCGUCCCUGAAUAACGAGCGGGACCGCGGCCGAGCGCGGGGGGUGUGCAGCGGGGCACAGCGGCUCUCGUCUGUCUCCUCUAAACCUGAGGCAGAGCUGCAGAUCGAGCUGGCCGCUGGAGCUCAGAGCGGUCAGGAGGAGAUCGAGCUGGACAACAAGAAGAUCAAACAGAUCAAGAACCGCAUGAGGAGAACCGACUGGCUGUUCCUGAACGCCUGCGCCGGUGUAGUCGAGGGCGAUCUGUCUGCGGUGGAGGUCUAUAAGUCUUCAGGAGGAGACAUCGCUCGUCAGCUGACCUCCAGCGAGGUGCGUCUGCUCAACCGACCCUCAGCAUUCGACAGCGGCUUCACUCUCGUUCACCUCGCCAUCCGCUUCCAGAGACAGGACAUGCUGGCCAUUCUGCUGACCGAGGUUUCCCAGCAGGCCGUCAAAUGCAUCCCAGCGAUGGUUUGUCCUGAGCUGACGGAGCAGAUCCGCAGAGAGAUCAGUGCAUCACUGCACCAGCGCAAGGGAGACUUCAGCUGCUGCUUCCUGACUGACCUCGUCACCUUCACCCUGCCGGCAGAUAUUGAAGAUCUGCCUCCGGCUGUUCAGGAGAAGCUCUUUGAUGACAUCCUCGACCGCGACGUCCAGAAGGAGCUGGAGGAGGAGUCUGCGGUCAUCAACUGGUCUCUGGAGCUGGGCACGCGUCUGGACAGUCGUCUGUAUGCUCUGUGGAACCGCACGGCUGGAGACUGUCUGCUGGACUCUGUUCUUCAGGCCACGUGGGGCAUCUAUGAUAAAGACUCGGUGCUGAGGAAAGCUCUUCAUGACAGUUUACACGACUGCUCUGACUGGUUCUACACACGCUGGAAGGAGUGGGAAUCAUGGUAUUCUCAGAGUUUUGGGCUUCAUUUCUCUCUGAGAGAAGAACAGUGGCAGGAGGACUGGGCCUUCAUCCUCAGCCUCGCCAGUCAGCCCGGGGCCAGUCUGGAGCAGACUCAUAUCUUUGUUCUGGCUCAUAUCCUGCGGCGGCCCAUCAUCGUGUACGGAGUGAAGUACUACAAGAGCUUCAGAGGAGAAACAUUAGGAUACACUCGAUUCCAAGGUGUUUACCUGCCGUUGCUAUGGGAACAGAGCUUCUGCUGGAAAAGUCCCAUCGCUCUCGGUUACACGAGAGGUCACUUCUCUGCUCUGGUUGGCAUGGAAACCGACGGCUACGAUAAUCGCGGCGCAGGCGCUAACCUCAAUACUGACGAUGACAUCACCGUGACCUUCCUGCCGCUGGUGGACAGUGAGAGGAAGCUGCUGCAGAUCCACUUCCUGUCAGCACAAGAGAUGGGCAGUGAGGAGCAGCAGGAGCGUCUGCUCAGGGAUUGGCUGGACUGCUGUGUGACAGACGGAGGGAUGCUGGCGGCGCUGCAGAAGAGCAGCAGACGGAGACAUCACCCGCUCAUCACACAGAUGCUGGAGCAGUGGCUGGAUGGGUACCGGCAGAUGCACCCGUGUCCCACGCUCUCCGACGAGGAGGACGAGGAGGACGACGAAGACGAGUGACCCCCUGAAACCAUUUCAACACUGUUCCACAUGAGCCCUCUUUCCCAGAAUGCAAUGUGAGCACCCCCCCCCCCCCCCCAACAACAGUGAGGGCUGAAAAUCUUUGUUUAGUCAAAUGAAUUUAGUUUCUUCGGUGUGUUUGUAUCCAUCGUAUGUAGAUGAGCUGUAGGUAGCUCUUUACAUGAGGAACGGUGAGAAUAAAAGA